AUGGGCCUCUUGACGGUGGGCAAGCCUCACAGCUGGGAGCAUGCAGGCGAGCACCGCAAGUAUGUGGCGAAGCACGGGGUGAUCCAAUUCCUCAACACGUACAACUCCGUCAAGGAUAUCACGAAUGACGAGCUGCUGUGGGGAGACGAGUGUCGCAGCAAUUCAGUAGCAGUAGAACUGCUGUGGCAGGCCUGUCCAGCGAGCUCUAGUCACCACAGCUGCCAAGAACUGAUGUAG
This is a messenger RNA of Ectocarpus siliculosus, 237 nucleotides long. The record is from the annotation of a GenBank genome assembly. NCBI's taxonomy places the organism in Eukaryota, Phaeophyceae, Ectocarpales, Ectocarpaceae.